AUGCAGGCCAAAUACAGCAGCUCGAGAGACAUGCUGGAUGAGGAUGGGGAUACCACCAUGAGCCUGUAUUCUCAAGCCUCAACUAUCACCCGGCAGCUAGAGCCCAGGCAAGCAGAGCAAAGGACUACCACUUCAGCUUGGCGCCCAGUGGCCCUCACACUACUGACUUUGUGCUUGGUGCUGCUCCUAGGCCUGGCAGCCCUGGGCUUUGUGUUUUUUCAGUUCUAUCAGCUAUCCAGUACUCAGCAAGACAGCAUUUCUGAAAAGGAAGAAAGGUUGGCGAAUCUCUCUCAACAUCUGCAGUCUGUCCAAGCCCAGAAUAGGAAGCUUGCAGAAACCCUGCAGCAUGUGGCUGAAAAACUCUGUCGUGAGCUUUAUAACAAAAGUGGAGGACACAAGUGCAACCCAUGCCCAGAAAAAUGGAGGUGGCAUGGGGACCAAUGCUACCAAUUCUAUAAAGAGAGUAAAAGUUGGCAGGGCUGUGAAUAUUUCUGCACUGGUGAGAAUGCCACCAUGCUGAAGAUAAACACACAAGAAGUGCUGGAGUUUGCCAUGCCUCAAAGCUACUCUGAGUUUUUCUACUCUUAUUGGAUAGGGCUCUCCCGCAACAGCAGUGGCAAAGCCUGGCUGUGGAUGGAUGGAGCACCUUACUCCUUUGAACUGUUUGAGAUCAUAAUAGAUGUUAGCAGCCUAAGAAGUAGGGACUGUGUGACCAUCCUCAAUGGAAAGGCUUUCUCAAAGGACUGUAGAGAGCUGAGACGAUGUGCAUGUCAGAGGAUGGCAGCAAGAGUGGAGCCCGAAAAUCUUCACUAGCCCACUUGAACCAGCAGAUGAAGGGGACUGACCGUUCUGCUUCAGCUACCAACAAAAGAACUGAGCCAAGGGAGGCCAAUGCAAGGCAUAUUUGAGA
Messenger RNA from Marmota flaviventris (yellow-bellied marmot), 910 nucleotides. RefSeq names its product C-type lectin domain family 1 member A (gene Clec1a). The record is from RefSeq and is a predicted model, not a curated record. NCBI's taxonomy places the organism in Eukaryota, Metazoa, Chordata, Mammalia, Rodentia, Sciuridae. Gene Ontology annotation, molecular function: transmembrane signaling receptor activity. Gene Ontology annotation, biological process: signal transduction. Gene Ontology annotation, cellular component: plasma membrane.